GUGUUUGUGUUGGUGGUUUUUUUUUUUUAAAAUUAAAAACACCCCCCACCACUCUUAAUCUUGCAGGGAACCAAAUAUCUGUUCGAGGAGGUGAAGCACUGGCAGAGGCAUUGAAAGUGAAUAAAACACUGACCACUCUUAAUCUUGCCUGGAACCAAAUAUCUAUUCGCGGAGGUGAAGCACUGGCAAAGGCGUUGAAAGUGAAUAAAACUCUCACCACUCUUAAUCUUUCUGUAAAUCUAAUAUCUGUUGGAGGAAGUGAGGCAGUGGCAGAGGCAUUGAAAGUGAAUACAACUCUCACCGCUCUCGAACUAGGAGGGAACCAAAUAUCUGAUGGAGGAGGUGAAGCACUGGCAGAGGGAUUGAAAGUGAAUACAACUCUCACCACUCUUUAUCUUCGGAGUAAUAAAAUCUCAGACGGAGGAGCUGAAGCACUGGCAGAGGCAUUGAAAGUGAAUAAAACUCUCACCACUCUUUAUCUUCAGAGUAACAAAAUAUCAGAUGGAGGAGCUGAAGCACUGGCAGAGGCAUUGAAAGUUAAUACAACUCUCACAACUCUUAAUCUUUCUGAAAAUUUAAUAUCUGUUCGAAGAGGUGAAGCACUGGCAGAGGCAUUGAAAGUGAAUAAAACUCUCACCACUCUUGAUCUUUCCUGGAACAAAAUAUCUCAUGAAGGCGGGGUAGCACUGGCAGAGGCUUUGAAAGUGAAUAAAACUCUCACCACUCUUGAUCUUCGGAGUAACGAAAUAUCAGAUGGAGGAGCUGAAACACUUGCAGAGGCAUUGAAAGUGAAUACAACUCUGACUACUCUUGAUGUUUCCUGGAACAAAAUAUCUGAUGGAGGCGGGGUAGCACUAGCAGAGGCAUUGAAAGUGAAUACAACUCUCACCACUCUUGAUCUUUAUGGGAACCAAAUAUCUGAUGGAGGCGGGGUAGCACUGGCAGAGGCAUUGAAAGUGAAUAAAACUCUCACCACUCUUUAUCUUCGGAGAAACGAAAUAUCAGAUGGAGGAGGUGAAACACUUGCAGAGGCAUUGAAAGUGAAUACAACUCUGACUACUCUUGAUCUUUCCUGGAACAAAAUAUCUGAUGGAGGAGCUGAAGUACUGGCAGAGGCAUUGAAGGUAUGCACCGGUAUCGGUAUUCAUACCGAAAUACCGAUACCGAAAAUACCGAUACCGGCAAUACCGAACUUCGGUAUCGGAUGGAUUGGAUUUGGUGUACCACAAUGGCAUCAAUUUCGUCGAUAUACGUCAAGUGACAAAGAAUAUUAUGGUUUAUGGUCUUACUGUCAAGAUCAAAAUGUUACAAAAGUAUGUCAACGAUGGCCUACAGCUGAAAAAGAAUUAUAUAAUAAUGGCACACGUCCGCACUAUGUGAGCAUUACCGAAGCUCUAAUCACAAUGGGAAUGAUUUUAUUAACACUUGGUUUACUUGUAGCCGUUAUAGCAGCAUUAAUACCACUAUUAGUAUUUCUAGGUGCUGCUAUAGGAAUUUUCUCAUUCAUUCUUCUUCUUAUUGGUUUACCGGUGUUUGGUCGUGAAGCAAAUAGUUUAUCAAAGGAACGUGGUGAUGUUCAGUAUACCCAUCGUUACGGAUUUUGGUUGUUUGUUCCCGUUAUUAUUUUAGAAUUUUUAGCUACCAUGUUUUGGAUAGGAGCCGGUAUCUUAUAUGAAUUAUACGGUUUUGGAAAUGUUUCAACAAGAGGAUAUUACACAUUAGACAAAGUAAAAAGACCAGGUAAUGGAAUUACUGGUAAACCAAGAACACCAAUGCGACCAACUAUUAAUCGAGCACCAUCGUCUAUGUAUCAGUCAUUCGCCUCUUUGCCGUCAAUUAUGCAGGCUACGUCAGUGCGACUUAAUACUCCACAAUCGCAAAUGGUUUAUAACCGACCACCAAUACUCAGUAUACCAAACAGGGCACCAUAUCUCAGAAUAUAA
This is a messenger RNA of Didymodactylos carnosus, 1943 nucleotides long. Lineage: Eukaryota; Metazoa; Rotifera; Eurotatoria; Philodinida; Philodinidae. The record is from the annotation of a GenBank genome assembly.